AUGUCUCUGGGCUGUUUGCGAAGCGGCCAUUCUCAUGAGGACAUAGACCAACAUUUUGGUCGCCUUUCCCAAUGGUUGAACCGAUGGAAGGUUUUGCAAACGCCCGACGACACGGUGGCUUGUAUCAGAGCCUUCCUUGACCAAGCCAAGUUCUUUGAGAAGGACAGGUAUGUUGUUGCUUUGAACCGGACUCGUGACUGGAAAGGCUUUCACACAGCUUCUGUCCCGGUAGCUGUACAGGGUAUUGCAGGCCCUGGUGCACCGCACUAUUUUCUGCUGCAGCGAAGAGCAACUUCUGGACUUUCCAGCGAUGAAAUUGACUGCAGCUAUUGGAAGAAUGCAGCUGAGCAUCCCGAUGAUGUAUUGCUCAGGACGAAGCGCUGGCUCCACCACGAGGAGUACAACUUCCAAAUGCUGUUUUAUCCGAAGGAAGUCGCAUUGCAGUUGCUUCCACUUGGGAUCCCUGCCGGUUUGGCAGAAAACAAGCCGUUGGCGCAAGACUUGAUUGACCACGUCAAGAAGUACAUACCGCUUUUACGCAAUCCAAUUUUUAAAUUGGAGAGCUGUGCAGAUUGGUUGGAAGGCUGGGUUCAGGGGACUCUCCCCGAUCUCCCUUUGUUGGACGUGAGCGCGUUGAAAGGCCCUGAGCAAAAACUGGCCAUUGUGAAGUCCUACACGACAAGGGCAAAGGUUCGGAUUGUGCACCGUGCUGCAGCCAGCGCGUGGAUGCAGGGUGUCCCCUGGAGCGAAGCUCUGGAGAUCGCCACGAAAGCUUUGAGAACUGCUGAUGGCACCCCUCGAAAAUUGGUUUUUGCCAAACGUGGCAAAGGUAAAGGUAGAGGAAAAGGUAGCGGCAAAGCCAAAGGCUAA
Cladocopium goreaui is the source of this 870-nucleotide messenger RNA. The record is from the annotation of a GenBank genome assembly. NCBI's taxonomy places the organism in Eukaryota, Dinophyceae, Suessiales, Symbiodiniaceae.